GACAGUUGUAUUCAGCGGUCAGCUUCUAAAGCAGGGGUAAGCGCAGAUAAUCAUCAAGUUUAUCCAUUUCCGUCUACGUGUUAAUGUCUCUAAGUGUCUCGGUGAUGGAUUCCUCCGACCAGACGGCUCACAAGAUAAAAAACCUGCAGAAAUUCAGAACAGGCCACAUUCUCAACGCUGUCCUCACUGUUUAUGCGAACCAUGAGAUAUUCAAGUGCGACGGGAAUUCAGCAGAACGCCUGAUGGAGACGGCUGAGAAGCUGCUGAAGAGCAGGGCUGAGGCAGGAGACACACAGGCCAGCUUCUUGCUAGGACAUCUCUAUUAUGAGGAGGGUCACUAUACAGAAGCUGAGGCUGUAUUUGAUGGGAUUAAGGAUAGAGAACCUCAAGCUCUCUACCAGCUGGCUGUUAUGUACUACGAUGGACUUGUUACCACAGCCGACCCUAGCAAAGCAGUGGACUAUAUGAGAAGAGUGGCUGAAUGUGACACCGGGAGUGUCAGAUAUGCAGCUUUGUACAACCUGGGCAGAGCCUAUCUGCAGGGUUAUGGAGUACAGGCCUCCAGAGAAGAGGCAGAGAAGUACUGGCUCACUGCAGCAGACGAUGGAAACCCCAAUGCCAGCGUGGAAGCUCAGUCAUCUCUCGGCUUGUUCUAUUCCAGUCCUGAAAUACGGGAUCUCAAAAGGGCAUUCUAUUGGCACUCUGAGGCCUGUGGUAAUGGCAGCCUGGAGUCCCAGGGGGCGCUGGGGAUCAUGUACCUAUAUGGAUAUGGUGUGUCUAAGAACCUGUUGGCUGCUUUUUACUGCCUCACGGAGGCUGCGGAGAGGGGUAACGUUUAUGCCCAGGGUCACCUUGCAGCUUACUACUACCAGCGCAAACUCUACACCAGAGCAGCACUGUUGGCUAAGAGGGUGUGCAAGUAUGAAGACGUUAGCGCUAUAGCAAAGUUCACAGGCUGCGACCCUGAAUACAUUCGUAAAGGAAUAGCCAUAGGCCUGUUCCACUAUGCCCGCUGCCUCCAGCUAGGCCGGGGACUCACACAGAACACAGAGAAAGCACUGCACUAUUACACCAAGGCGGCCCUGAUGAGCCCAGAAGUGUUUAAGGACCUCCAGAUGGACCUCAUUUAUGGCAGAAUGUAAUAUACAGUUAUGUGAAAAAAUAAGUACACCCCAUUGGAAAUCGUUGGCUUUUUUGUCAUAUUUGGACAAGCAAAGAUUUGAUCAUCUUUGAAACAGUGCCUAUUAAUAAAGUUGAUAUAUUUUAACAAAACCACAAGGAAAAUGAUCUUUUUCAAUUAUUUAUUAAACAGAAAUAUCAAUAGAUAUUCUUCUGUGGAAAAAAACAGUACACCCUUGGCCUCAGAAGCUAGUAUUGCCCCCUUUAGCAGAAAUAACUUCUUGUAGGCAUUUUGCAUAAUUGUCCACAAGGCUUGCUGGAAUUUCUGACCACUCGUCCAUGCGAUAUUCUUUUAGGUGCAAGAUGGUUGAGGGUUUUCUUGCAUGUACUGCCCAUUUCAAAUCCCCCCACAACAUUUCAGUGGGAUUCAAAUCCGGGCUUUGACUAGGUCAUUCCAUAACCCUCCAUUUCUUCUUUUCGAGCCAUUCAUUGGUGGAUUUGCUAGUGUGCUUGGGAUCAUUAUCCUGUUGAAAGGUCCACUUUCGUUUCAACUUCCAGACAGAUGGCCUCACAUUAUCUUCAAGCUCUCUUUGAUAUGAUGUAGAAUUCAUAGUUGAAACAAUGAAUGUAAGCUGUCCAGUCCCUGAGGCAGUGAAGCAACCCCAAACCCGAACAUUUCCACCACCGUGCUUCACAGUUGGUAUGAGGUAAAGUUGGUAUGCUUCUCCUGUAAAGCUGUCUUUGGUCUGCGCCAAACAACUCUAUCUUUGAUUCGUCUAUCCAGAGCACAUUAUUCUGAAAGGCCUGGUCUUUGCUCAUUGGCAAACUGUAGUCUUGCAAAGGACUGUAGUCUUUUUUUCCGGCAAGCUUCCCAUGCAGGUCAAAUUUUGGAUUUGAAGGUGUGAUAAAUGUAGGAGUGUACUUACUUUUUCCAUGUGACUGAUCUGAUUUUUGUUCAUUUAAAAUGUGAAAAUUACUACAAAAUUUCGAUCUUAUGUCGUGUGAUCAAGUGCAUCAACGUUAAUAGGCACUGUUUCAAAGAUCAUCAAAUGUUUGCUGGUUCAAAUAUGUCAAAAAAAGCCAAUGAUUUCCAUGGGGUGUACUUAUUUUUUCACACAACUGCAUGCAAGCACUGUUGCCAUAGUAAAUUCCCCUGGUAAAGCCACCAUGUUGGACAGUUCACCACACAUUCAACUGUUGUCUGUUAUAAAAGUGAAAGGCUAAGUUUUCUUAUUAGCAGCAUUCUGAAAUCAUUCUUCACUUUCUUUAAUCACUACUGGGGGGUUUUCUGAGAAAUGUUUACAGAAAGCAUCUUAUGUUACCUGGGGGAAAAAACAAACAAACUAAAGAACAACAACAACUUCAUAUGGUCAUAAAUCGUUCAGAUAGGUUUGGUCUAAUUUUCUGACUCAGUGCUAAUUUUGAAUGCACUUGGUUUAGUUCAGAGUUCAGGAAUCUAAUUUUGAAAAUAAUCAAACUACAGUACAACGCCAAUUUGUCGAUCUGCACUGCUGUAAUAAAGGUUGAGAAGCAGUUAUUAUUCAUUCAUCCACUUUAUCAUGCUCAGCUUUAUCCUGGUCAGGGUCAAAGUGGAUCAGUGGCCUAUCCCACGAACACCAGUCCAUCACAGGGAACCAUUCAUACACUCAUUCACAACCUAAAUGCAAUUUAGCACAGCCGCUCGACCUACUGACAUUUUAGGAGGUAGGAGAGAAACAGAGAACCCAC
Messenger RNA from Ictalurus furcatus (blue catfish), 2847 nucleotides. RefSeq names its product LRP2 binding protein (gene lrp2bp). The coding region runs from base 84 to 1142 and encodes 352 amino acids. The record is from RefSeq and is a predicted model, not a curated record. Gene Ontology annotation, molecular function: protein binding. The transcript has 8 exons. Lineage: Eukaryota; Metazoa; Chordata; Actinopteri; Siluriformes; Ictaluridae.